CAGGAGCCAGUUCUGGGGCUGGCAAGGGAACAAGGCCACAACCAACCCAGCUAUACCAUCCUCAGAGCCUUAGGAGAGUAGGAAGUUCAACUUCGUAGUAGUGUAAAGGCCACCCCACAGCACGCCGCUGGGUGCUUUCUUGGAAUGUUUAUUUUUAGACUUUCUCUUGUCACUUUGAGUAGCAGUUUCAGUUGCUGAAGGCCCACAGUGGCCAAUAUUUUUAUCUAGCCUUCUAUAGACUGGAUUGACAAGAUCUAUAGCGUCUUGAGGCAGAUGUCACAAUGCAUUCCACUUUGUCCCCUCUUCCUAAAUGGGCAUAUGGCUGCUGCUCUCCGUUCCUUUGCAGUGAUCUCAGACUGCGAAUGGCAAUGAGCUCAGUGGAAGCACUGCCAGCACACAGCACUUUGUCUGGGGGAAGGAGUCUCAGAGAGCAGCACCAAGUAACGACCAGUAAGGUUUUUCUGUCUUCGUCUUGCCAUUUAAGGUGCCUGUGCUAAGUAUUAUCUUCCCCUUCCAUAACUGUGUUUUACAUAAAGUACAAGAGUCAAAACUGGAGUUACCAGACCAGUCUUAGUCUCCUCUGUACACACCGAUCCCUUGACACAGCUCCAUCCCAGCUGGUGUUUUCCACCCUAAUCAAGCUGCACCCCUGCUCUGCUGCACCUGGAGCUGAGCCGACUGCCUGGCCAGGAUGAGCUGGAGCUUCCUGACGCGGCUCCUGGAGGAGAUCAACAACCACUCGACCUUCGUGGGCAAGAUCUGGCUCAGCGUCCUCAUCAUCUUCAGGAUUGUGCUGACGGCUGUGGGAGGUGAGUCCAUCUACUACGAUGAGCAGAGCAAGUUCGUCUGCAACACGCAGCAGCCAGGCUGCGAGAACGUCUGCUACAACGCCUUCGCCCCACUCUCCCAUGUCCGCUUCUGGAUAUUCCACAUCAUCAUGGUGGCCACCCCCUCGGUGCUCUACCUGGGAUUUGCCAUGCAUCGCAUUGCCCGCAUGCCUGAGUCCUCACGGCGCCGGGUGCCGGCAACUCAGCGUGGCCGCAUGCCAGUGGUGCGGCGUGGAGCCGGGCGGGACUACGAGGAGGCGGAGGAUGAUAAUGAAGAGGAUCCCAUGAUCUUCGAGGAGAUUGAGGUGGAGAAGGAGAAGGGCACCGAGGGUGGCGAGAAGCAUGAUGGCCGGCGCCGCAUCAAGCAGGACGGGCUGAUGCGUGCCUAUGUGCUACAGCUGCUGUGCCGCAUGCUGCUGGAGUCGGCCUUCCUUUUCGGGCAGUACCUGCUGUUCCGCUUUAAGGUCAGCCCCUCCUACGUGUGCAGCCACAGCCCCUGCCCGCACAUGGUCGACUGCUUCGUCUCACGCCCUACUGAGAAGACCAUCUUCCUGCUCAUCAUGUAUGCUGUCAGUGGGCUCUGCCUCUUCCUCAACAUCUGCGAGCUAUUGCACCUGGGUGUGGGGCGCAUUCGCGAUGCGCUGAGCCAGCCCAACAGCCCACCCUCCAGCAGCCCUGCACCGCACUACGCCAAGAAGCCCCCCAGUGCACCGCCCACCUACCACUCCCUGAAGAAGGAGCCGCUGAAACCCCCUCUGCCUGAUGGCAAGCUGGACUACCGGGAGAACCUGGCCAACUCGGCCGCUGAGCGCUUUGCCCUGGCUGGCGCUCCCCGCGAGCGCGAGCUGGAACAGCUGCGUGAGCACCUGCGCUUGGCCCAGGAGCAUCUGGAGAUGGCCUUCCACCUGCAGCCGCCCCCCCGGGCUCCCAGCCCCUCACGCAGCAGUAGCCCUGAGGGCAAUGGCAUGGCUGCCGAGCAGAACCGCCUCAACCUGGCACACGAGAAGGGUGGUGGCUGCGAGCGCAGCACAGGGCUGUGAGUGACGAGGACGGAUGGUGCGGGACAGUGGUGUGACACAGCAUGAGACGACGACAUGUAUCUGCCCGGUGGGGCUGUCCAGGGCAUCUCCAUCCCAGUGGGCAGCGAUGGGGACAGGGGCUUGGGGAACCUUCCUUCACUGUUCUUAAUUUUUUUUUUUUAAAAAAGGAAUAUCUUAUUUUUGUACAUUUUUAUAAACUCAGCAGCGUGCACCCUGGCAUUUUUAUACACCCCUCCCGAUUCCCACUCUGAGCCCGCACCUCCCCUCCCUGUCUCCUGUUGUAUCCCCGCGUUCCUCCCCACAGCCUGUGCUCGCAGCACCUCCAAUUCAUGCCUCCCCUGCACUCUCUGUGCACGUGCAGGUCACGACAGCAGUAAGGAUGCUCACACCAGGUCUGGCUGGUGAGGCUGCACCAUGGGCUGGCACUGAGCCUGAAGUAGAGGUGACAGCAGGGACCUGUGAGAGACGUAUCCCAGUGGCACCACUGCUGGGGGGUGCCCAUACAGUGAGCACAUGUGGGCUGCACAGGGCCCCUCUUGGCUCCUCUUUGGCUUCCCCCUCUCCAGGCUGCUCUUUUUAGGGAGCGCAGGGGUUUGUGUUUGUCCUUCUGAUCUCCUCCGUUUCCCUGCCAGCAGCUCUGCUUGGGCUUUGGACCAAAGCCGAUCCUCUUCAGCCUGGUGUGGGGCUGGGAGCCCUGUGUGCAGUGCCCAGAGUGGGUUGGUGGGAGACACUCGGGCAUUCUGAUCAUCUCAUGGGUCACGCAGUGAAUUUUGUAGCAUUGUUUUGUACUUGGGUAAUUGUGACUUUUUUUUCCCUUUUUUUUUAAUUUUUUUUUUUUUUUAAUUAUCUAUAUUCAGUAAAGCCUGGAGACGUUUUGUACUGAA
Molecule: messenger RNA, 2751 nt
Organism: Lagopus leucura (white-tailed ptarmigan)
Lineage: Eukaryota; Metazoa; Chordata; Aves; Galliformes; Phasianidae
Product: gap junction gamma-1 protein-like
Exons: 3
Coding region: 692-1867 (391 amino acids)
Biological process (GO): cell communication
Cellular component (GO): connexin complex
Source: RefSeq, a predicted model, not a curated record